Molecule: messenger RNA, 1251 nt
Organism: Cadophora gregata
Lineage: Eukaryota; Fungi; Ascomycota; Leotiomycetes; Helotiales; Ploettnerulaceae
Exons: 5
Coding region: 1-1251 (416 amino acids)
Source: RefSeq, a predicted model, not a curated record
AUGAAUUCUCCGCGCGCCGACGAUGUUGUGUAUAUCUCCCCAGUGAAGGAAGUCAAUGCUGGGCUGUGGACGCUUUUUACCGGUGCGACGGUAUUUCUUGGCUUGAGACUUUAUUGCAAGCUCUCGAGGAGGACGGGAUUGUGGUACGAUGAUUAUGUGUUGAUCCUGUCGUGGUUGGUGCUGUUAGCCAACGACAUAAUUAUCGAUAUUGAAUGGUCGACAGGCUAUGUGAAAGGCGACUGGGACGACCGCAUGCACAUCCUCAUCAAUAUUUCAUCAUGUGGAACCUUAAUCGGACAAGCCUUGUCCAAAACGGCCCUCGGCAUCACACUCCUCCGAAUGUCGAACAAAAAGCAAUCGGCCAUCCUAUGGUACUGCAUCAUAUCCAUGAAUGUUUACAUGAUCAUAAAAUGCUUCUUCCAGUGGGCGAAAUUCUGCGGCAAGAACGACUAUCAGAAUUGGUACAACAUCCAAGGCCCCUGUCUCAACUAUGAUAUCGUGCAGGAUUUCGAAGUCGGUGGGAACACUUACAAUAUUGUCAUGGAUUUUGUAUUUGCGGCUUUCCCUUGGUGGAUUACAUGGUCCUUGGAGAUGAGGAAGGUCGAGAAGAUCGCGCUGUGUCUGACCAUGAGUUUGGGAAUGUUUGUCGCAAUCAUGUCUGCUGUAAGGACAUGGUGGAAAGACCGUCCAAUCAUGCAUGUACACGACGAGUACUACAUAUGGCGAAAUGGCAUGUCCAAUAUCUGGUACUCUGCAGAAGUAGCAGGCACCAUAAUAGUGCAAUGCAUUCCCAUCCUCCGACCAUUCCUCCGCGACAUCAAAACCUCCAUGUCCUCCAAACGCGACCAAAUCAACAGCGUUGCGCGCCAAAGCCGCGUCAUCAGCACCCCCAACGCGGAAUUCAAGUCCAAACACCACUUCGACCUAGAAGACCAAGAUUCAAAAUACAAAACCAGCUUUCAAACGGCCUCGGACAAACACACCACCGAAGUCUUUGCGCUAGAUAUCAUUCCUGAGGAGCCAGGAGAGAGGCGGAGAGGGAGUCUCAAUUCACAGAGUCCGAGUGAGACUGGACGGUUAACGCCUAUGCUUCCUUCGGGCCCGUUGUUCGCGGAUCAGAGUUGGAGGUUUUCUGUGAUGACAGGAAGUGAUAGGACGGAAAUGCUGAGUCCGUUGCCGAAUACUUCUUGGAUUGAUUUAGAGCAGCAGAAAGGGCUGUCACCUGCGCCGCCUAGGCCUACGCCGCCUUGA